AUGAAGGCAGCAGAGAUCGUCUACUACCUCUGCCACCCUCAGGAGCUCAGGUCAAUCAUCCAAUGGACAACAUAUCAUGAGCCUGUACACACGAGAGACCCCUCGUCUGAAACGCCAACGGAGAAGAAAUGCUACGAGUUCCUCAAGCUCACCAGCAGAAGUUUCUACGCCGUCAUUAUGGAACUUCAUCCAGAGCUCUUGAUGCCUAUAUGUCUGUUCUAUCUCGUCCUUCGCGGCCUGGACACGGUCGAGGACGAUACUUCGAUACCGCUUGACUCCAAAGAACCUCUACUACGCGGAUUCAAAGACAUUCUUGAAGAGGAUGGCUGGUCCUUCACCGGGAACCGACCCGAGGAGAAGGACCGGGAGCUGCUGGUUCAGUUCCACAACGUUAUCACAGAGUUCAAGAAGAUAAAGCCGGCCUACAAGGCCAUCAUCAAGGAUAUCGCCGACAAGAUGGGCAACGGCAUGGCUGACUAUGCAAGACGCGGGGAGAGGGACGAGGAGAUAGUCAAGACCAUCGACGACUAUGACCUUUACUGCUACUAUGUGGCCGGUUUGGUGGGCGAGGGCCUGACCCGUUUAUUUGUAGAGGCCGGCUUCGCGCGGCCGGAGCUGCUCGAUCGUCCGGAGCUGUUCAUAUCCAUGGGCCGAUUCCUUCAAAAGACGAACAUUAUCCGUGACGUGCGAGAAGACCACGACGAUAAGCGCCGCUUCUGGCCCAGAGAGAUCUGGUCGAGACACGUCAAGGAGUUUGGCGACCUUUUCAAACCAGAGUUCCGCCAGCAAGCUCUGAACUGUAGCUCCGACAUGGUUCUCAAUGCGCUCUCGCACGUAGAGCACUGCAUCUACUAUCUUUCGGCGCUGAGGGAGCAGAGCGUGUUCAACUUCUGCUGUAUCCCUCAGACCAUGGCCAUCUCGACGUUGGAACUCUGCUUCCGAAACGGCACCAUGUUUGAGAGGAACAUCAAGAUAACCAAGGGAACAGCCUGUCGACUCAUGAUAGAUUCCACACAAAACGUCCGGGUGGCCUGCGACGUGUUCCGCCGAUAUGCUCGUGCAAUUCACCAGAAGAACACCUCCAGGGAUCCAAACUUCCUAAAGAUCAGUAUUGCUUGUGGACAUGUCGAGAAAAUCGUUGAGCGCAUCUUCCCCUCCCAGUCACCAGAAGCCGCUGCUCGACGGCUAACCAACGAGAAGUCAGCCGAUGAACUGGCCAAAGACAAAGCGGACGCCGAGGCCAGACAGGACACCAUGUACAUCAUCCUGACUAUCUUUGGUGUCCUGGUCUUUGUCACGUUCACCAUGUUCUUCGUCGCCUGGAUAUUUGGUGCCAGGUUCGACCUGGCCCUCGAGGAGUUCAAAAAAGGACGACUCACCCCGGGAUCAGCCCAGGCCCACGGUGGUGAGCUCUAA
This is a messenger RNA of Microsporum canis CBS 113480, 1416 nucleotides long. RefSeq names its product squalene synthetase. NCBI's taxonomy places the organism in Eukaryota, Fungi, Ascomycota, Eurotiomycetes, Onygenales, Arthrodermataceae. The transcript is spliced from 4 exons. Gene Ontology annotation, molecular function: squalene synthase [NAD(P)H] activity. The coding region runs from base 1 to 1416 and encodes 471 amino acids. Gene Ontology annotation, cellular component: endoplasmic reticulum membrane. Gene Ontology annotation, biological process: ergosterol biosynthetic process; farnesyl diphosphate metabolic process. The record is from RefSeq and is a predicted model, not a curated record.